Messenger RNA from Gadus chalcogrammus (walleye pollock), 969 nucleotides. It is a transcript of the gene olfm2a, whose product is annotated as olfactomedin 2a. Gene Ontology annotation, biological process: signal transduction. The transcript is spliced from 3 exons. The record is from RefSeq and is a predicted model, not a curated record. Bases 40 to 969 code for a protein of 309 amino acids. Lineage: Eukaryota; Metazoa; Chordata; Actinopteri; Gadiformes; Gadidae.
CUGGAGGAGGCUGGACGACAGGGACCAGAAGGCAGGAAGAUGAGCGUUCCCAUGCUGAAGAUCGGGGCGGUGCUCAGCACCAUGGCCAUGGUGACCAACUGGAUGUCCCAGACGCUGCCGUCGCUGGUGGGACUAAACGGGACCACCAUCUCCCGAGGGGGCACCUCGGAGAGGAUCGUCAGCGUGCGCUGUGGGAAACUGACAGGUGUCAGUAACCCCAUCACAGUGCGGGCUUCGGGCUCCCGAUUCGGCUCCUGGAUGACGGACACAAUGAUCCCCAGUUCAGACAACAGAGUGUGGUCGAUGGACGGCUACUUCAAGGGCCGCCGCGUGCUGGAGUACCGCACCAUGAACGACUUCACCAAGGGCCAGAACUUCGUGCAGCACCUGCUGCCCCACCCCUGGGCGGGCACGGGCCACGUGGUGUUCAACGGCUCCCUGUUCUACAACAAGUACCAGAGCAACAUCGUCAUCAAGUACCACUUCCGCUCCCGCAGCGUCCUGGUGCAGCGCAGCCUGAGCGGCGCCGGCUACAACAACACCUUCCCUUACUCCUGGGGCGGCUCGUCUGACAUCGACCUGAUGGCGGACGAGAACGGCCUGUGGGCCGUGUACACCACCAUCCCCAACGCGGGCAACAUCGUCAUCAGCCGGCUGGAGCCCCAGAGCCUGGAGGUGCUGCAGAGCUGGGACACGGGCUUCCCCAAGCGCAGCGCGGGCGAGUCUUUCAUGAUCUGCGGCACGCUGUACGUCACCAACUCCCACCUGGCCGGCGCCAAGAUCUACUUUGCGUACUACACCAACACGUCCACAUACGAGUACACGGACAUCCCCUUCCACAACCAGUACUCCCACAUCUCCAUGAUGGACUACAACCCCCGGGAGAGGGUCUUGUACACCUGGAAUAACGGACACCAGGUGCUGUACAACGUCACCCUGUUCCAGGUCAUCAAGACGUCCGGGGACUGA